CGCCGCUCUUUCGUACUUCACCGGAGUUCAGUUCGAGUCGCGAAGUCGAGCUAUUUGGAUUAUCGACGCGCACGCCGUCUCUUCGAUUCAACCAGCCAUGAGCACCAAGGAAAAUAACGAGGUCGCCGUCGAGAAGGUGACGGAGAACGACAAGGCAUCAGCGGACGCGAAAUGCGACAUCAAGGGGAUCAAGAGGCCAGCCGAGGAGAAGAAUGAGGAAACGAAGAAACAGAAAAAGGAGGAGAAUGGAGAUGGUGAGGUAGAAGAAGAAGAGAUUGAAGAAGAAAUCGAAGAAGAAGAGGAAGUAGACGGUGACGGAGAGGAAGAUGACGAUGACGAUGAUAUACCAGAAGGCGAAGAAGAUUUAGAAGAAGGAGAAGAUGAGGAGGAUGAUGAUGCGGAAGGUGAGGUAGAAGGUGAGGUGGAAGACGACGAAGACGACGCAUAAUGAAAAAAGGGAAAACAUUAUGCAAUUAAGAAGGGAGGCGUUAGGCACGUGACGACAUCAUGGUCGACUUUCGGCAAACUCAGCAAACUUACUCUCAUAUUGAGUGGUUGGUAACAAUGUUGAUAUCCAUCGUGCCCAAUCCGUGUUAUUGGAUCCUCUCUAUCUUCCGACCUACAAGUAAAAAUUACCACCUCACCGGAAUUGUGGUGGGCUGACGCAUUAGACGCAAACGCAAAUUCUGUAUUUGUCUUGGCUCCUCGCAAUUCUGGUCGUCUAGCCGUCACCAAAUGCUAUUAGGUAGUUUGAAUGACAACUGUAUAUUCGUCCUGGAGGAUUUCAAUGAGUUGAUAUCUUACUUGCUAUAAUCUAGAUUCUUAUUUCGAUCGAUCGUUUAUUCGUUUAUGCGUGCACAAUUCCCAAGACGAAUCUAUCGUUUUAUCCGAACCACCUACUAACUGGUAUUUGCCGUCAUCUGGCUUUCUUCUGGGACAAUUUUAUAAAAAAAAAACUUAUUUAAGAUAAAAAAAAACUUAUAUUUAAAUAGUGUAAAAUGGAUAUUUGAAGGUGAUGAUUUUUUUACAUUUAAAAAUCAAAUUUACGUUUGUAGUUCGAAUGUCUCUCACCUUGUACGUGUGAUAUAUUGAGUUCUUCUUCUCAAAUCGAAAUGUGUAAUUGCAGUGUCUUCACAGGAGCGCGAGGCUAUAAUAUUAUCGAGCAGAAUUGAGCGAUUCAUACGUAAACAUAUAUACGGCAAAGAAAAUAAAGUAAAUAGGCAUGAAUGGACAUCUCUCGGCAUUCAAUGUGUUAACUAAAAA
Molecule: messenger RNA, 1263 nt
Organism: Wasmannia auropunctata (little fire ant)
Lineage: Eukaryota; Metazoa; Arthropoda; Insecta; Hymenoptera; Formicidae
Product: glutamic acid-rich protein
Exons: 3
Coding region: 98-448 (116 amino acids)
Source: RefSeq, a predicted model, not a curated record